Molecule: messenger RNA, 1626 nt
Organism: Sordaria macrospora k-hell
Lineage: Eukaryota; Fungi; Ascomycota; Sordariomycetes; Sordariales; Sordariaceae
Biological process (GO): fructose 2,6-bisphosphate metabolic process; fructose metabolic process
Cellular component (GO): cytosol
Molecular function (GO): ATP binding; 6-phosphofructo-2-kinase activity; fructose-2,6-bisphosphate 2-phosphatase activity
Source: RefSeq, a predicted model, not a curated record
AUGGAUACACUCUUAACUGCCGAGAUUGCGGCCAACGCACCGCGGUACCGUCGCAAGAGUUCAACCUUUAUCGACGGCAUUCACGAUGUCACAGACCAAGACAAUAUGGCCCCGGCCCAGCUUUACAGCACAAUGUCUGGCAGGCUCUUCCAUUCAGGCCGUAUUGCUAUCGUUAUGGUUGGCCUCCCCGCGCGGGGCAAGACUCAUAUCUGUGUUUCCAUGGCACGGUAUCUUCAGUGGCUCGGUGUCAAGACGCGGAUUUUCCACCUAGGCGACUACCGCCGUGCUACCGUUGGCGAGGGCGGACAUGUUCCUCAGGACUACUUUUACCCCAAUGCCUCUCCAGCCUCGACCAUGCUCCGACAAAAGAUACUGAAGAAGUGCAGGGAGGAUAUCUACGCGUGGCUCAACCACGAAAAUGGCCAAGUUGCUAUCUACGACGCCGUCAAUCCUACUGCGGCUGGACGCCGUGCGCUUGCAAAGGAGUUUGCCAAACACGAUGUGCAGACUUUGUUUCUGGAAUCGUACGUCAAUGAUGAGGAGAUUCUCAAGGAAAAUGCCAGGAACGUCAAGAUCCAUUCGCCGGAUUUUGAUGGCAUGGAUCCUGAUGAAGCAGCCGAACGGUACUUGAAGCGGAUCGAAACUAAAAUUCCGAUUUUCGAAACCAUGCAAGAGGAAGAACUAAACUACGUGAAGAUGAUUAACGCCGGCCAGGCAUUCUUCUACAACAAUGUCAGCUUCAACUACCUCUCGCAUCGCAUCGUCUUCUACCUUACGAACCUGCACAUCAAAGCCCGCACAACCUUCUUUGUCCGGGCUGGGCCAGCAGAAGGCGAAGAGUCCUACAAAUCCGACGCUCCUCUCUCUGAAGAAGGCAGAUCAUACGCAGAGAAGAUGACCGAGACCCUUCUCCGACAUCGGGAGCAAGAAAGGAAGACCAACAGCGAACAGGCCGGCCACGAGGUUCCUCUAAGGCCUCUGGCUGUUUGGACAUCUACGAGACUCCGCACGAUCCAGACGGCCGAUCCCCUGAAAGAGCGAGGCUAUAAUGUUCGGCAACGCUCGCAGAUGAGCCAAAUCAACCCCGGUGUGUGCGAGAAGUUGUCGGAGAUGGCUAUCCGUAGACUAUAUCCCGAAGAGGUGGAAAAGCACGAGCUUGACCCAUACCAUCACCGUUAUCCCCGUGCAGAGUCGUACCACGACCUCGCUGUCCGUCUCGAGCCCAUCAUUCUCGAACUCGAACGCGAGCAGAACGAUGUGCUUAUCAUUGCUCAUGAGAGCGUUCUGCGCGUUCUGUACUCAUACCUGAUGCACUGCAGACCCAUGGAGAUCCCCAAGCUCAAAUUCCCGAGGGAUGAGAUUAUCGAGAUCAUUCCGGCGGCGUAUCAGAAUGAAGCUAAGCGCAUUCAUAUCCCCGGCCUUGACCCGCAGUUUACCCCCGGGUCGCCCGAGGACAUCCGCAUCCCCGUCCCCAGCAUUUCCAGCAGUAACCUGCCGCCUAUUGAUGGAAUAAGCAGCCCUGUCGAGCCAUCCUCCAUGGACAACCUUUUGACCACGCGGCCUCCUGAGAAGGUGGUGAAUAACACCAAGGAGAUGGUGGCGGAUAAGGUGGCCGAUCUUGAUUAA